UUUGGCACACACAGCCAAGAAAGCACGUUAUGGACUCCGAGCUCCGAGAACCAAUAGAGAAAAUGCGGCCCUGCGGGUAAUAACGGAGGGAAAGAGAGAGAAACCCUGAUGAUAAUAGCUGAUAAAAUGAGCUUAUAAAGAAACUGAUAAAAACAAGUAGAGAUGAGUCUUCAGUUUUCGCCCGAGUUCUAUCAAUGUUUGUACGUUCAAUAAUGCUGCUUUUGUAUUUCGAAGAUAUACAACUUGGUGACGACGCCGUUCGUUCCAAGAAUGUGUAGAGAAAGUCGAUAAUUCCGUGUUUUUAUUGCUCCUUUUUUUAUAUAUUCGAUCUUGAAAAAAGUGUGCUCGACCGAGUUAUUAGAGGAAUUCGUUCGUCAAUAAUUAUCUCGGAGCUCGAAGUGCGAAUUUGCAAUGGAAAAUUACACUUCAGACUCGAGUGAUUCGGAUUCCAGUUCAAAGACUUUCGAUCUGUCUUACCUCAUGCUCGAUCCUGUUUUACUUAGCGAACAUAUUCUCGCUGCAAAAGACCCGGAAAACGUCGAGACUAUUUUACUAAAUCAUAAUCGCAUCAAUUGUAUACCACAGACUAUCGCUAAAUUUACGAAUCUCAAUACUCUCGAUCUUUCCAACUGCAAUCUUACGAGAUUACCCGAUUUUCUUGGCGAUUGUCCACUCACUUGUCUUAUUGCUAAACACAAUGGUCUCACCAACGCUUCUCUUCCCAAAAGUCUCGAAAAUCUUCCCGGCCUUCGUGAACUCAAUCUCAGUGGUAAUAGACUCACCGAAUUCCCGACACAAGUUUUGGAUCUUGUUGCUCUCAAAUAUCUUUAUCUUGGAGGUAAUCGUAUCACGGACAUUGACAAGGAUCUGUGGAAACUCCAGAAGCUUCAAGUAUUGGGAAUGGGUGGAAACUGUUUGACAGAAGUCCCGUCGACACUAGGAAAAUUGACCAGUUUGCAGGCCCUUGUCCUGUGCGAUAACAUGUUGGAAAGCUUGCCAGGAUCGAUAGCCAAUCUGAAGAAUCUAAAAUCUCUCUUGCUUCAUAAGAAUCGCCUCAAAACACUACCGACUGAGAUAAUAACUCUGAAAAAUUUGACAGAGUUAUCACUCAGGGAUAAUCCUCUUGUCGUCAGAUUCGUUUCUGAUAUGACUCACAAUCCUCCUUCAUUACUUGAAGUUGCUGCUAGAAUUAUCAAAACAACCAACAUUAAUUACAAUGAGUUUGAAUUACCAAGAAAUCUCAUUGAUUACUUGGACAGCAGUCAUCACUGCGUCAAUCCUAAAUGUAAAGGAGUUUUCUUCGAUAACAGAGUGGAACAUGUUAAAUUUGUUGACUUUUGUGGCAAAUAUCGAUUACCCUUGCUGCAAUAUUUGUGCAGCAGCAAGUGCAUUGAAACUAGAGAAGGUGAUGAAGAAGUUGUUAGUGGAGCAAUGAUUAGAAAAGUACUCCUCGGAUGACAUUCCAAACGUGUGACAAUAAUCAGAUUUAUCACAAGCUGUGUCAGCGUAUAAAUAUUAUACCAAAAGAUGUUUCUGAUACUCUAUUGUUUUAUAAUUCGAAAUUGUUGGAAUUAUUUGUAAUUGUUUCUGAUCCUCAUGAGGACAUAUGCUGUUGGAGAUCAUAGCGGAAAUGCCAAACGUAUUACGAAAUAUUAGACUACACUUUAUAAGCAAUUUGUUAUGAUUAAAUGAUAAAGAUAUUCGUUUA
Molecule: messenger RNA, 1708 nt
Organism: Venturia canescens
Lineage: Eukaryota; Metazoa; Arthropoda; Insecta; Hymenoptera; Ichneumonidae
Product: leucine-rich repeat-containing protein 58
Exons: 4
Coding region: 412-1458 (348 amino acids)
Biological process (GO): signal transduction
Molecular function (GO): protein binding
Source: RefSeq, a predicted model, not a curated record